This is a messenger RNA of Corylus avellana, 930 nucleotides long. RefSeq names its product glyoxylase I 4. The record is from RefSeq and is a predicted model, not a curated record. NCBI's taxonomy places the organism in Eukaryota, Viridiplantae, Streptophyta, Magnoliopsida, Fagales, Betulaceae.
CCUCACUUGGUAUAUUAUACAAACACCACUCUCAGGCAUUGAAAGUUCUAGAGUGACACAAUAUUGCAGAGAGAGAGAGAGAGAGAUGGGAAAUAUUGGAGAAGUGGGGGAGAUUGAGAGCUUUUCUUCUUUUGGUUCAUCUUCAUCAUCUUCAACAACAAUGCCUCUACUGUCUUUGAAUCAUGUCUCAUAUGUCUGCAAGUCUGUGAGCAGGUCUGUGAGGUUCUAUGAGGAGGUCUUGGGAUUUGUUAUGAUCAAACGCCCUUCCUCCUUCAACUUUGAAGGAGCUUGGUUGUUCAAGUAUGGUAUUGGCAUACAUUUGCUUGAGGCAGAGAAUCUCCCAACAAAGAAGGGUGCAAUAAAUCCAAAAGACAACCACAUUUCAUUCCAAUGCUCAGACAUGAAGCUCAUUAUGCAGAAACUAGAGGAGAUGAAUAUAGAGUAUGUUACAGCAGUGGUGGAAGAAGGUGGAAUUACAGUUGACCAGCUCUUCUUCCAUGACCCAGAUGGAUACAUGAUUGAAAUAUGCAAUUGCCAAAAUCUCCCUGUUCUUCCACUUUCAUCAUGCCCUCUCAAGCUGCCUAAAACUACUACUAAGAGCAGCAUGUCCUUCCCAUAUUAUGGUAAGGGAGGUAGAGAGGUGCAAUGCUCUGGACAAGCUGAGGCAUUGAUGAUGGAGAACUUGGUGGUGGACAUGAUGAACAUUUCAUUUUAAAAGAUUUCUUAGGAGUGAUUGAUGCAAUUUUCCUUUAAUUUUUUUUCAUGAAAUUGUUGGUGUAUAUGUUGUGUAAAGAAAGCGUUAAAGCUUUGUAGUGUGAGGAAAAGUGAAGAGACAGUCUAGCUCUUGGUGGUGGGAGUUUUUGUAAGCUUUGUUGUGGUAAUGUUGCAUUUUAGUGCUAUAAAUUGAUUGAUUGUCUACUUUAAUGUCAA